AUGUCUAUUUCUCUUUUGCAGACCAAUCGUUUUAUAAUCCUUGUCUUUAAUGUUUACAUGCAAAUGGAUGUGUCUAGUUCAAAGUUCGAAGUUCGAGGUGCAAAGUGGGAAGUGGAGGGAAGUGGAGGGAAGGGAAACGAAGGGAGAUGGGGGGAGGCGGGGGUGAAUUGUAUUGGAGUUGGGGUUUGGGGUUUGAGGUUUGAGAUUUGA
Molecule: messenger RNA, 210 nt
Organism: Botrytis byssoidea
Lineage: Eukaryota; Fungi; Ascomycota; Leotiomycetes; Helotiales; Sclerotiniaceae
Exons: 2
Coding region: 1-210 (69 amino acids)
Source: RefSeq, a predicted model, not a curated record